Molecule: messenger RNA, 219 nt
Organism: Colletotrichum siamense
Lineage: Eukaryota; Fungi; Ascomycota; Sordariomycetes; Glomerellales; Glomerellaceae
Exons: 2
Coding region: 1-219 (72 amino acids)
Source: RefSeq, a predicted model, not a curated record
AUGGACUUCACACCUUCAUUCAGACAAAGUCAUCGCGACCACGCCAUGACUUUCUUCAACUUCCUGCCUCUGCUCACCUACCUCCAUCAUCCGAACCGAGCAGUCAGCAACGGUGGGCCAGCGGACAUGGGAACGAGAAUCACUGGACCCGAGCAAUCUGCAAAAUGGAGUCUGUCAGCAGGGAUCGCCCGCCCGCACCCGACCCGAUCGAACGGUUGA